AUGGGCAAUGGGCACAGCACUCCCUUGCAGCAAUGUUUGAACCUAGUCUGCCACGGCCGCAGUGGUUGCGUUGGGUACCCCAGCGAUCCUUUCUACCAGCUGUCCUGGGUAAAACCCUACAACCUGGCUGUUGAAGUUACGCCGGUUGCCGUUAUUCGACCCAACACGGCCAACGAGGUCGCAGAGGCCAUCAAGUGUGCUGUGCAGAGCAAAGUCCACGUCCAAGCCAAGUCGGGCGGACAUUCGUAUGGCAACCAUGGCCUGGGAGGCCAAGAUGGCUCCCUCAUGAUCGACAUGGCCAACUUUAAGCACUUCACCAUGGACACCAAGACAUGGCAGGCCACCUUUGGCGCUGGUUUCAAGCUCGGCGAGCUCGAUCAUCAGCUACAUAAACAUGGCGGCCGUGCCAUGGCCCAUGGCACAUGCCCAGGCGUCGGCGCCGGCGGACACGCCACCAUUGGAGAAAUCGGACCGUCGUCCAGGAUGUGGGGGACGGCUCUCGAUCACGUCCUCGAGGUCCAAGUCGUCACAGCCGAUGGCCAGGUCCGUACGGCCAGCCAGGAUGAAAACGCCGACUUGUUCUGGGCUCUGCGCGGAGCCGGCGCCAGCUUCGGCAUCGUCACGCAGUUCACCGUCCGCACGCAGCCCGCGCCGGGAAACGUCGUCGAGUACACGUACGCAUUCAGCUUUGGCAAGCAGCAGGAAAUGGCACCGGUAUACGAGGCCUGGCAGACGCUUGCAAACGACCCCAAGCUGGACAGGCGCUUCUCUACCCUGUUUAUUGCCCAGCCCCUGGGAGCCCUCGUCACCGGCACCUUCUUCGGCACCAAGCAGGAGUACGAGGCCACCGGCAUCCACGACAAGAUGCCGACCGGCGGCUCGGUGAGCUUUGAGGCCAUGGACUGGCUCGGCUCCCUCGGCCACAUUGCCGAAAAGGCCGCCCUGGCGCUGAGUGACAUGCCGAGCCAGUUCUACGGCAAAUCGCUCGCUCUGCGGCAGCAAGACGCCCUCGCCCGGGACACCAUCACGCGACUCUUCAACUUCACCGGCACCGCUGACCCCGGCACCCCCUUCUGGACCGUCAUCUUCGACUCCGAGGGCGGCGCCAUCAACGACGUCCCCGCCGAUUCUACCUCUUAUCCUCACCGCGACAAGCUCCUCAUGUACCAGUCUUAUGUGAUUGGCCUUCCGCUGAGUGAGAAGAACAAGAAGUUUGCCGAGGGCAUCCACGACAUUAUCCAGAGGGGCUCGCCCGGUGCCAAUUCUCGAUAUGCCGGCUACGUUGACCUCGAACUUGGCCGUGCCGAGGCCCAGCAGGCGUACUGGGGGAGCAAGCUGCCCAAACUUGGCCAGAUUAAAGCAAAGUGGGAUCCCAACGAUGUCUUCCACAACCCUCAGAGUGUCGGGCCUGCCGGCAAGGCCUAG
Metarhizium acridum CQMa 102 is the source of this 1425-nucleotide messenger RNA. RefSeq lists its product as uncharacterized. Gene Ontology annotation, molecular function: oxidoreductase activity; FAD binding. The record is from RefSeq and is a predicted model, not a curated record. Lineage: Eukaryota; Fungi; Ascomycota; Sordariomycetes; Hypocreales; Clavicipitaceae.